Plectropomus leopardus (leopard coralgrouper) is the source of this 2105-nucleotide messenger RNA. RefSeq names its product transmembrane protein with EGF-like and two follistatin-like domains 1a (gene tmeff1a). The record is from RefSeq and is a predicted model, not a curated record. Gene Ontology annotation, cellular component: plasma membrane. Gene Ontology annotation, molecular function: protein binding. NCBI's taxonomy places the organism in Eukaryota, Metazoa, Chordata, Actinopteri, Perciformes, Serranidae.
CUCUCCCCUCAGUCCGGAUCUCUUUGUUGUGGUUGCAGCUGCUGCUCUCUUUACGCACCGCGUCUCCGAGCCGCUUCAUUACCGCGCGGACAAACACAACCGGAGCGCGUGAUAAUCACUGUGAGCGGGGUUCACCGGGACGUGGAGGCGCCGCUGCGUGCGCAGACACAAAGCUGCGUUCAGAUAGAUCCAGCUGAACACAAACACACAAAAAAAAAAAAACACGCGGAGCGGAGGACGGGCGGAUGGCGGGGAUGCUGCCGCUGCCUCCCUGGACGAACCGGACCGCCUCCGAGGCUUCCUGAACGAGCGGGGAGCUCUCCGCGCACUCCUCCGUCCGCAGCGCCUCCUCUGCUCCUCUCUCUGCCGCCGCUCGGAGCUCCUCCCGUCAGCGGGACGCAGCGCGAGGCAGCCGGGGUGUUUUCCGCUGCGUCUCCGCCUGCUUCAAAUUGUUCGCUUCACCUGAAAUCGAGGACCGAGCGAUACGCGCGCCGCGUGUCUGGAGGUCGGAUCAUCGUCAUGGUGUCAGGCCCGGGGAGGUGUCCCGGCGGGGUGGUCCGGUACCUGGUGUCCGCCUGCCUGCUGUCUCUGCUGCUCUACCUGCCGGAGGCUCGCGCGUCUUAUUACCCACAGAGCGGAGAGUGCAAAGGCAAAGGGAAGGACUGCACAGAUCUGUCGGAGAAGAAGAGCGACCUGAGGGUCUGCGAUGACUCCACCUGCAGGUUCGGAGGCGUCUGCAGAGACGACGGAGCUCAGCUCAAAUGUGUCUGCCAGUUCCAGUGUCACAAAAACUACAUCCCCGUGUGCGGCUCCAACGGAGACACCUACCAGAACGAGUGCUACAGGCGACAGGCGUCCUGCAAACAGCAGAGGCUGAUCUCGCGGGUGUCGGACGGGCCCUGCUCCGCCGAUCCUGGAUCUGGUUCAGGAGACGGAGACGAUGACGAGGGUUCGGGCUCCGACGUCGGGAAGAAGUUCACCAAGUGCAGCACGUGUAAAUACGGAGCCGAAUGUGACGAAGACUCGGAGGACGUCUGGUGCAUCUGUAACAUCGACUGCAGCGGGCACAACGAAAACCCGGUCUGCGCCACCGACGGAAACUCCUACAACAACCCCUGUCUGGUCCGAGAGGCGUCGUGCAUGAAGCAGGAGCAGAUCGACGUCAAACACCUGGGCAGGUGCCCCGCUGAUAAAGAGAAACUGGGGAAGAAAGAUGACAGCAGCCCUUUCAAAGUAAACGUCUUGGAAACCACCGGUCUGGACCACGGCGACGGUUUCUACGCCGGGAUGCCGAUCCCCUGCGCCGACAGCUACGCCGGCUUCUGUGUUCAUGGGAAAUGUGAGAUCAAAUACAACAUGGCCACCUGCAGGUGUGAUGCAGGCUACAAAGGCGCUCAGUGUGACGAGCCUCAGGACUUCAACAUCCUCUACGUCGUCCCCAGCGGACAGAAGCUCCACUACGUCCUCAUCGCCGCCAUCAUCGGCGCUGUGCAGAUCGCCAUCAUCGUUGCCGUGGUGAUGUGCAUCACAAGGAAAUGUCCGAAAAACAACAGGGGUCGCCGGCAAAAACAAAACCUUGGACACUUUUCCUCGGACACUAACUCCAGGAUGGUAUAGCCGUGUUUGUCUGGGUUCUUUUUGAUAAGUUUUUUCUUACGGCGUGGGAAUACCAUUUUUUAACGGUCGAUGUGUGGUAUUAAUUUUUUCUCUCCUGGAAAUUAACCAGUAAAAAAAAAGAAGAAUAUUUAUUUAAGGGGCCUUAUUUUCCCUCCUCUUUUUAUUUUUUAUUUUUGCUUUUGGAUGGAAAGUCUUUCUUUGCCGCAAGACCAAGUACAAGGAGCCGAAUCGUCCAAACCCGCUGUCACUUUACACCGUUAACAUGUCCGCUGUCUUAAUUACUUUAACCGACUUCAUUAGAGGUUUUGUUGAAUGCUUUAUAAAUACAGUACCUUUGGUAAACUGGCUAACUGAGUGACGUCUGCCCCUCUGGAAUGUGAUAUUUAUUGAUAAAGAUUAUUUCUAUGCCCCUUUUUGUUUUAAGUUUUAAUACUAAUGUGCAGCUGAUCACCAAAUGCAGUUUGAUUUUGUGUUUUUUUAGGAGGUGA